Morchella importuna is the source of this 273-nucleotide messenger RNA. RefSeq lists its product as uncharacterized. The transcript has 6 exons. NCBI's taxonomy places the organism in Eukaryota, Fungi, Ascomycota, Pezizomycetes, Pezizales, Morchellaceae. Bases 1 to 273 code for a protein of 90 amino acids. The record is from RefSeq and is a predicted model, not a curated record.
AUGUUCAUCAAUUGGACCGCCUCCAUCCUCAAUUCUCCUCGAGAAAGAAUCUCGCUGCUUUCUCUAUCAAGAACGCACGACAAGAUCCCUACCCCCCGCUAUGAAAUAAAUUAUCUAGAAACCGGAUUCUGGCUGUUGUCCCUUUAUGUUAUCAGUAUAGGAUGUAGCUCUACACUUUUGAUCAUCGGAAGAGGACUGCUCUUCCGGGAGGCAGUCCUUCCCCUCAAACAACAGGAUACGUAUAGGUUCCUGUUCACCGGGGUACGGCAUUGA